Molecule: messenger RNA, 5848 nt
Organism: Cyprinodon variegatus (sheepshead minnow)
Lineage: Eukaryota; Metazoa; Chordata; Actinopteri; Cyprinodontiformes; Cyprinodontidae
Gene: kif14
Product: kinesin family member 14
Exons: 29
Coding region: 202-5001 (1599 amino acids)
Biological process (GO): microtubule-based movement
Molecular function (GO): microtubule binding; microtubule motor activity; ATP binding
Source: RefSeq, a predicted model, not a curated record
GCGGAAGCGAUCAGGAAAAGAGUAAAUAAACAAAGUAGCUCCGUUUUUAGCGGAACCAUUUAGUUCAGUUUGGGUUCUAUUUGCGUUUAAAAAGUUUUCUUCGAUGUUUUUAAAUCGUUUCCAAUCUGUAUUAAAUGCAGAGGAAAGUUUUGAAAGCUUACAGUUACCGUUAAUUAACUAAUCUGGAGGAUUAAUAUCACGAUGUCUAUAUUUAGCGUACAGGCGAGGAAACAUACAGCCUAUUACGACCAUUUAGUGUCCGUAUCAACGUCCAGGACACCCGGAAGAGACGGAAAGGGAUCAGACACCUCUUCGGGAAAAAAUGGGAUACCAGGCGCUGAAUCUGCCGCUGAGGACAGCAGGUUAUCUGAUAAAAGCCGACAGGAAAACAGGACUUAUGUCAUUUCUGCGCUGUCAAAGGGCGGCAGUGGGCAGCAGACUCCUCACCGAGGCAGACUCACCCUUCAGAGGAGGUCAAGGAGGAAAAGUGCUGGAAAAUCUUUGACUGAAAGUAGCCAGAAGAGCCCUCCUGCUCCAGAGAAGAGACUAACUCUGCAGCGCAGGACCAGGACUCCCUCCGUGGAUAAAAGCAUGCGUGGGCAGCGUGGGGUCAGCGGCACGGCUGGCCCACAGCCUGCACCGAAAGUCCUCAGUGAACCAAACGGCAGACAGAGUUUAAUUCGGUCUGCAAGUUUAAGAGAAACUAGGUCUAAAAUAAAGGGAUCAGAAGGUUUGACCACCAAGGGGCCCUUCAGGCACCUGGAUGAUUCUGCUCCCACGUUUAAAACGCCAACCAAAAAGACCCCGUUUGAAAGAAUUGCGGCUAAAAGAGAAGUUUUUGAGAGACUGGCUUCUAAAGGAGCACCAAAACAAGACGGGCCUAAAAACACAGCUCAACAAGCAGAAAAGAUUAAACCUGUUCCAACUCCCAGGGCCGGCAAAGCUUCCUCAGGGGGGCCCAGAGCCCAUGCUUCUGUUCAGGAGAGGAAGCCAAGCAUCACAGGUCAGGAAGGGGAGCUGCACCCUGCAAGGAUGUCCACUCCAUCCCUGAGCCAUUCUGGGGAGACUGAGGAGCAACAGGAGACCUUAAAGAUGGAGAACAGUGCAGUGACCGUAGCUGUCCGGGUCCGACCUUUCAGUGCCAGAGAGAAGGCAGAAAAGGCCUCGCAGGUCAUCUUCAUGAACGGCCAGGAGACAAACGUCCAGCAUCCAGACUCCAAGCAGAGCUACUCCUUCAUUUAUGACUUCUCCUUCUGCUCGGUGGAGGCCAGUGAUCCGACCUUUGCAGGUCAAAAGACUGUGUACGAGACCCUGGGCAGGCCUUUGUUACAGAGGGCUUUUGAAGGAUUUAACACCUGUUUGUUUGCAUAUGGCCAGACGGGUUCUGGUAAAUCAUACACGAUGAUGGGCUUCGAGGAGGAGGCUGGGGUCAUCCCACGGUUCUGUGAGGAGCUUUUUAUGAAACUGGCCUCCAUGGAAGAGGUGAAAUGCCAUGUCGAGAUGAGCUACUUUGAAGUGUAUAAUGAAAGGAUUCAUGACCUGCUGGUGACUAGGGAGGAGCCAAACCAAAGGAAGAUGCCGCUAAGGGUGAGAGAGCAUCCAGUCCACGGUCCUUAUGUCGCUGAGCUCUCUGCGAACGUGGUGAGCUCUUACAGAGACAUUCAGGGCUGGUUGGAGCUUGGUAACAAACAAAGGGCCACAGCAGCUACAGGAAUGAAUGACAAAAGCUCCAGAUCUCACUCUGUCUUCACCCUGGUUAUGACCCAGACUAAGACUGAGUUUGUGGAGGGAGAGGAACAUGACCACAGCAUCUCCAGCAGGAUCAACUUGGUGGACCUCGCAGGCAGCGAGCGCUGCAGCACAGCCCAGACAAGCGGGGACAGACUCAGGGAGGGAGCCAGCAUCAAUAAAUCCCUGCUAACUCUUGGAAAGGUCAUCUCUGCUCUAUCAGAGCAGGUGCUCACCAGGAAGAAGGUCUUUAUCCCGUACAGAGAAUCUGUUCUUACGUGGCUGUUAAAGGAGAGCCUUGGGGGUAACUCCAAGACGACCAUGAUUGCCACCGUUAGCCCGGCUGCCACCAAUGUGGAGGAGAGCCUGAGCACGCUGCGCUAUGCCCAGCAGGCCCGCACAAUCAUCAAUGUGGCCAAAGUCAACGAAGACACCAGCGCCAAGCUGAUCCGAGAGCUGAAGGCAGAGGUGGAGAAGCUGCGUGCGGCCCAGAUGAGCUCCCAGGGGGUUGAACCACAGAGAGUCAGGAUGUUCCAGCAGGAGAUCAACACCCUAAAGAAUAAACUCUGUCAGCAAGAGAGGGAAAUGUUUGAAGCCAAUCGAGCUUGGAGAGAGAAGCUUGAGCAAGCAGAAAUACGAAAACGGGAGGAGACCAAAGAGUUACAGAAAGUAGGCGUGACGUUCAAAGUGGACAAUCGUCUUCCAAACCUGGUGAACCUGAACGAGGACCCUCAGCUGUCAGAGAUGCUUCUCUAUAUGAUCAAAGAGGGCCGGACCACUGUAGGGAAGCUCAAACCGGACUCCACUCAUGACAUUCAGCUGACUGGAACCCUUAUCGCUGAUCGCCACUGUGUCAUAUCCAACAUACAUAAUACUGUCAGCAUCAUCCCUAUGGACAAUGCUAAGACCUUUGUCAAUGGGAACCUCAUCUCUGAAUCUACUGUGCUACAUCAUGGUGACAGAGUUAUCCUGGGUGGGGACCACUACUUUCGCUUCAAUCAUCCAGCAGAGGUGCAGUCUGGGAAGCGGGUUUCAUGCUGGACAGGAGCUGGUGAUGGACAAAAAGACUUUGAAUUUGCAAAGAAUGAGCUACUUGCUUCUCAAAGAGCAGAGCUGGAGGCAGAAAUCGAAGAAGCUCAUUUAAAGGCAAAAGAGGAGAUGAUGCAAGGAAUUCAGAUGGCCAAAGAGGUGGCUCAAAAAGAGCUCUCUGACCAGAGGGCCCUUUAUGAAAAUAGGAUCCAAACUUUGGAGAGAGAGCUGAACAAGGAAAACGAGCGAAAGCGACAGCAAGAAAUGGAUCAGCAAAGGGUUGCUACCCAGAUGGCUGAGCUGAAGGUGGCCAAGCUGGAGUUGGAGAAGGAGGUGGACUCCCAGAGGAGACGUUUCCGUCUCCACAUGGAAGCUCAGGCAAUGGAGGAACAGAGAGUAUGCCAAGCUAAGAUUGUGGAGGCCCUGGAGGCGGAGAAGAGAAAGAUCAGCAAGGAGCUGGAGGAGAUGCAGAAGAGAAGGGCACUUAGGGAGAAACAAACUCCCAGGAGUGCGCCUCCACACUGGGAUGCCAUGAAGCUGUCCUUGAUGAUCGAGGAGGCCAAUAAAAUCAGCAUUAAACUGAAGAAACAUACGCUCUUCAGCAGACAUGAAAGCUCUGAGGCAGAGAACAUGCAGCAAGGUGGGCUUCAAGUGCGAGUUCAAAACACAAAGCUGGGAAUCUCUACUUUCUGGAGCCUGGAUAAGUUCCAGAACAACAUGGCUGCCAUGAGAGAGAUUGAGCAGGGGGAUUCCGCCUCUAAAGAUGACGAUGUGUUUUAUGACCCUGAUGAUGAGUGGGAACAAGAUAUAUCAGCCUCCUCUGCCUCCACUUCCUCUUUUUCUCGCCGAAGGAGCAGAAGCCUUCUGAAGACCAAGAGAAUCUCUGGACGUUUGUAUGAAAUCCGGGUCCAUCCGAUUCAGAGCCUCACCAACUCCUCCCAGUCUGCCGGGCUGAUGUGUGGAGCAGUCAAACCUCCCUUCAACCAUUCAAGCACCUCUGAACCAGCUAUUCCCAGCAUAUGCAAAGAUCUAAUAGGCCGGUCAGUGGCUUGUCUGCGAAGCUGCAGUGAAACGGAGGAGUCCCUGGCAGAUCGACUGAUGUCUGAUCUGAACGUGGCAUACACAGCUGUCCAAACCAUAUCUGACCUUUAUGAAGGCCUAGAUGAUGACAGCCAGGACAGCGUGUUUGAGUGCAACGGGGUCGCCAGGACGGAGCUGAUCAAGGCCACUACAGCGUUAGAAACUGCUGUGUUUGUCACCAUGCACUGGCUGGCCAGUGUUAAGCCCUCCUCUGGCUUGCUCUACACUAUUGCUGAAGAACUUAAAAGCCAAGUCAAGAAAAUGGGAGGAUUCUUCCAAAUGCUCAUUCAGGGUUGUGAAUCUGAGAUCUCAUUGAUGGUGAAGGAGUCACGGAGGAAAAGCAGCCAGUGCUUGGAUGCAGCGAUAAAAGCGCUUGCCCACCUCGCUGUGGUGACAGGCACGCCGCUCGGUGUCACGCCGCUUUACAAUCAGGCCACAGGCAAGCCAUCACUCUUAAGCUGUUUGAUGAUGGGAACCAGUAAGGGUGUGCACUCUCUUCUGGAAGAGAGCCUUGCAAUUACCAGAGAAAUGCUCAGAGAUGCUCAGCUGGCAUACCCCAAAAACCCAAUCCUCCAAAGCCUAAAAUCUAAAACUCUUGAUAUGUCUCGCUCCCUGCAGAGCUACAUUCAGUGCCAUAUGUCGGAGCAAGACUUGGAGAAGUUGCAGGGGGAGCAAGAAGAGGCUGCCUUACUCGCUCAUUUGCAGAAACUGAGAACGACGUCAGUGAAACUAUUCCAGCUUACCCAGGCCAUCCAACAGAUGCAUUCCUGUUUGUCUGCAGCCCUGAGAGGUAACGAUAGAAGCUCUGACCUCAGCGGCUGCAGGGAGCUGAUCUCCUCCUCCACCAAGGCUGUUGAUCAGCUGAUCAUUGGUCUGUCCAAGGAGGAAGCAGACGCUCCGUCUCUGCAGCUCCCCUUCCUUCAGACCAUCAUGUCUGCACGAGAUGAUCUCCACUGCGCCCUGCAGUCCUUAUCCGCCUCCUUGUGGAGCCACCAGGAAAGCGACAGCAGAAGUUCAUCUGGUUCGGACAAGAAUGUAGAAAAUGACUCCUCCACCAAAGAGAGAGCUAAAACAUACAGUGCUGUUAGAAAUAAAGUAGUUAGUAAGAUCGUGUACUCUGUCGCUCCUGAUGUGACUUGCAGUAGCAGCUUGCACUGGGUGUAAACUCUGUUUUGUUGUGUUUUUAUCAUAUGUUUGAAAUUUUAUUGUAUACAUACAUUUUUACCAGAAGAAAAAUCAAGAUUUAUCCUACUAAAAUUAUGGAUUUCAUGAUGGUACAGGAAACAGUCUUUGUAAAAAAAAACUAAAUAAGUAAUUUGUUUGUAACAUUCACCAUUUGCAGGAAAGUUUUCACAACCUUUGAAAUAUUUAAAAACUAAAUUCUGUUGCUUUAGAAUUGGUGAAAAGAUAAAGUGUUGAAUUCUUUGAUUUCUCUUCUUGGUAUGAGGGAAACUUCUGUUCCAGUGUAUUUAUUUAUAAGCUAAGGCUAAAACUUCACUCCUGAGAGUGUAAAAUAUGUCUAUAUUAGAGCUGAUCGGGUUUGCUGAUCAGGAAGAAAACUUGCUCAUAACACUCUUCUAUAUAUUUCUUUCCUUUUAAGGUACAAUAUUAAUGUAGUAUUUGUUGUUUUCUCCAGUUUUUUUUUUUUGCAUUACAAUAUCAAGCAAUUUGCACUCAGCCAGUAUUUGUAUAUUCUGUGUUUCUGUUCUUUUUAUUGCCUUAGAAAAUAACGCAGCCACCUACACAACUGCAAAGAGUGAUAUGGCCUGAUUUCACAGGGAUGUAGAUCUAUCAGUACAUUGCUGGUAAAGGAAAAGAUUUUUACUGUUAUGUAUCACUAAGAUAUUCUUUUCAAAUUUAAAAUGUUUACACUCGCAUGCAGUGCUCUUGGCUGUGGUUUUCAGCUACUGAAAAACGUAUACAAGCCUGUAUUAUCUGUUCACUUGGACUUUUGUAAUAUGUUUGGUAUUUGUAUUUUUUUAUUAAAUUCCAUUCAUUAAACCAGCUUAUC